Messenger RNA from Abrus precatorius (Indian licorice), 969 nucleotides. RefSeq names its product probable glutathione S-transferase parC. Bases 72 to 725 code for a protein of 217 amino acids. Lineage: Eukaryota; Viridiplantae; Streptophyta; Magnoliopsida; Fabales; Fabaceae. The transcript has 2 exons. Gene Ontology annotation, cellular component: cytoplasm. Gene Ontology annotation, molecular function: glutathione transferase activity. Gene Ontology annotation, biological process: glutathione metabolic process. The record is from RefSeq and is a predicted model, not a curated record.
ACACUAUCUAAUUAUUCUUCAUAGUCUUGCUUUACUAGUUCAAUCUUUCAGGUUAUUAGGUGUCUUUGACAAUGGCAGAAGAGGUAAUUUUGUUGGAUUUCCAUUACAGUAUGUUUGGGAUGAGAGUUAGGAUUGCAUUGGCUGAGAAAGGAAUCAAAUAUGAGUACAAGGAAGAGAACCUGAGGAACAAGAGUCCUCUGCUUCUUCAAAAUAAUCCCAUUCACAAGAAAAUACCAGUUCUAAUCCAUAAUGGCCAACCCAUUUGUGAGUCCCUCAAUAUUGUUCACUACAUCGAUGAGUUCUGGAAUGAUACAAAUCCGUUGUUGCCCUUUGAUCCAUACCAGAGAGCUCAAGCCAGGUUCUGGGCUGAUUUCAUUGAUAAAAAGGUGCAUGAAGGUGGGAGGAAGAUUUGGGCUUCAAAGGUAGAUCAGCAUGAAAUUGGCAAGAAGGAAUUGAAAGAGAGCUUGAAACAACUAGAGGAGGUUCUUGGAGACGAGCCAUAUUUUGGGGGUGACACAUUUGGGUUUCUUGAUGUUGCUUUAAUCCCUUUCUAUCACUGGUUUUAUACUUAUGAAACUGUGGGCAACUUCAAGUUGGGCUGUCCUAAACUUAUUGCAUGGGCCAAGAGAUGUUUGCAGAGGGAAAGUGUCUCCAAAUCCCUUGCUAGUGAAAAUGACAUCUAUGAGUUUGUUUUGAGCUUUAGAAAAAGGCUCGAGUUGGACUAAGAGACACGUCACGAGUAAGGAAAGUCUGUUUCUACCGAAAUGUUAGCAAUAAUUUGAUGUGUUUUUAACACUCUCUUCUAUUAAAUAAAUUAAGAAUAUGUAUAAAAGUUCCUGAUUUGUUGGUGACAUAAAAUCUUGCAUACUUGUGUUGUGCGGGUGGAACUAGGUUAUGUUCUGUCGGAUAGGAACUUUCCAUGUCAAUGUUUUGUACUCAUGUUUAAUAAAACAGAAUUUUGUUUUAUUU